GCCCACUGCAAUAAGAAUCCCUAGCGAUACCGAAUUUUAGGAAACUUUAUCACCAAAUGCAUUCAGAAUUUUUAAAUACUUUUACAGGUCUGACGUUCUCUCUGGUUGGAGAAAAUUCGUUUGUAAUUAAAAAAAAAAAAAAAAAAAAAGUUCGUUGUGCAUGUGUAGGAGCGCAAAGCGCCGAAAGGAAGUCAAACUUCAAGAACUAGAAGAAGAAGAAAAUUAACUAUGUUCGUGGCAACAUCACUUACUUUAAUGUAUUAUUGUUUUCAAGUGAAGACUUUGUUUAAAAAACAAGCAAUAUGAAAAAAAAGCUAAAAGGUGUAUUUAUUCCUUAUAAUUUCAGGGAAAAUAUGCUCCCAUAUGAUAAUUAAUUUGCUUACUACAUACGUUCAAGAACCAGAAAAUUUUGAAUAACUUGAAAUUUGGAUUUGGAUAAUGUUCAUAAUCUAUUUCUUUUGUAAACAGGAAAAAUAAAAUGGAUUUUGUUUCAUAUUUUAAAGAUCAUUUCCCAAACAAUAUUAUACGAGUGAGUGUCACUUCGAAUAUUUAGUAUAUUGAUUUUUAUAUAUUGAUUGUAAAACAAUGCACAGUAAGCGUUUGAAUUCUGUCAGCAAUCGAAAUUUUUCCUAAAUUCCGGUCGUCUAUCAGAAUAUAUCUACUACAUGAAGUAACAAAAGUUGCAAUAAUGAAUUCUAAUGUAAAACUAGUUUUGAAGAAUUCUUUGCAGAAGCAUUUGCUGAUUCACACAAAUGCAGAACCUACUUUAUGUGGCCUGUGUAGUCAACAGUUUAGUUUAAAAAACACUUUAAAACAGCAGUUGCGUACUCAUACGACUGAAGAAGGAUAUGCAUGCGAAAAAUGUAGAGAAUCUUUUGCCGAAAAAGUUAAUCUGAAGGAUUAUUUGCAGAUUUAUACAGGUGAAGAACCUCAUGUGUGUCAGACAUGUGGAAUGUCAUUCAAAGAGAAACAGUCCUUAGAGGAACAUAUGUUAAUUCAUACAAAAGAACGUUUCACCUGUGCGGUAUGUAACGAAUCAUUUCUUGAAAAAUGUGAUUUAAAAAUGCAUGUACGUUUGCACAAGGAACGAAAAUCUUUUGUAUGUGAAACGUGUAACAAACCAUUUCAGCUGAAAAGUGCCUUUCGGAGGCAUGUGCUUACUCAUGCAAAAUCUAAUGUCUGUACUAUAUGUAAUCGUGUAUGUGCUAGUAAAGUUACGUUGGCGAAACAUAUGCAUACACACACAAAAAAGAACUAUUCGUGUGAAAUAUGUGAGAAAUCUUUCAGACUACGAUGCAAUUUAAUUAAUCAUAUACGUUUCAUUCACACUGAAGAAAAACAUAAAAAACGAUUCGUGUGUACUGUAUGUAAUUAUUCAUGUAAACAAAAAGGGUCUUUGCAAACUCAUGUUCUAAACUACCAUCCAGAUAAAGAGGCAAUUGAGAAGUCUCAGAAAUGUGAAACUUGUGGCAAGUCAUUUGCAAAUAAAAAGACUUUAUUGAUACAUGCUGUAAGACAUACUGUUAAAACAUUGCUUCCUUGUGAUUUUUGCAGUAGUUUAUUUGCAUUUAAAAACAGUUUGAGGAGGCAUGUGUUACGUGUACAUAUAGGUGAAGCUUCUCAUAUUUGUGCGGUAUGUGGGAAAGGAUUUACUAGUAAGCCUUCAUUAAAGAUGCAUUUUAGAGUACAUACAGGUGAGAAACCUUUUGUAUGUGUUGUAUGUAAUCGUCCAUUUAGUAGAAGAGACAAUUUACAAACUCAUAUGCGUAUUCAUGCAAGAGAAAAAUUAGAUGUAGGUCAAGGUGAUAAAAAAGGAAUCAAAUAAAAAAAAUUUAUGGUGAUUAGAUUUGAGAGAAUGUCUAAUCACCAUAAAUUUUGAGGUCAAAGCAUUCUCAAAUUUAACAUCUCUUAUAAAAGACUUAUAAAAUUUAAAGUUCAUAUACAUUCUUUGUUUCAGAUUUUGAUAAAUUAAUAAAUCACAGAGAGUACUUAUGUAGUUUAUGAAACAAGUUUGAAACUAUAUUUUUGCAUUUACCUAAAUAUAAAAUGUUUAUUAAAGUGCCUUCUGAAGUAUUUUGCACUGUAUUAAAUAUGUAAUGUGAUUACUGAAAGUUCUUAGAUAAUAUUCCAGUAAUACUUUUUAAAUUUUCUUCAACCUUCAAUAUAUUUUUUUAAAAUUUGUAAUACAGUACAAAGUCCAAAAUCUGGACUCUUCGGGACAUCGGCGUUUCUGGAUUUCGGACUUUUUCUAAUCAUUAGUUUAAAUCCAGUAAGAUGGAUGUAGAAAAUAUAAAAUUAUUAAAUCGGGAAUUAUGAAAUCGUAUUAUAUUAAAUUAUUAUUA
Messenger RNA from Stegodyphus dumicola, 2342 nucleotides. Its product is annotated as zinc finger protein 567-like. NCBI's taxonomy places the organism in Eukaryota, Metazoa, Arthropoda, Arachnida, Araneae, Eresidae. The record is from RefSeq and is a predicted model, not a curated record.